Messenger RNA from Trichoderma citrinoviride, 1575 nucleotides. RefSeq lists its product as hypothetical. The transcript has a single exon. Gene Ontology annotation, cellular component: membrane. The record is from RefSeq and is a predicted model, not a curated record. Gene Ontology annotation, biological process: transmembrane transport. Gene Ontology annotation, molecular function: antiporter activity; xenobiotic transmembrane transporter activity. NCBI's taxonomy places the organism in Eukaryota, Fungi, Ascomycota, Sordariomycetes, Hypocreales, Hypocreaceae. Bases 1 to 1575 code for a protein of 524 amino acids.
AUGUCCAGCUCAAGCCGCGAUAGCACCCCCGAAAACCAUGAAACUGAUGCCCUCAACUCCUCCUCGGUCUCAACCUCCAAACCCACCACCAACAAACUCCAAACCCUCCUCUCCCUCCCCCUCCAUCGAGACCGCUACUACGGCGCCCUCACCUUCAACACAGCAUCCUUCAUCCUCCCCGCCCUCUACUCCACCCUCUCCAAGCUCUGGGUCUCCAAGAUCGACUCCUCCAUGGUCGUCACCACCGACUCCUUCACCUACAUAAACACCUUCUCCGAAGCCCUCAACGAAGGCCUCCCCCGCGCCGCAUGGCUCAUCAUCGGCGACAAGGCCUCCCGCUCCCUCCCCCAGCGCCUCCAGCUCACCCACACCCUCAUCGCCUUCCAGUCCCUCGUCGGCUUCCUCCUCAGCGUCGUCUUCCUCGCCGCGGCGCCGAGCUUCGCGGAAAGCUUCGUCCCGCAGGAGGUGCGGCAGGCGAGCUUGACGUACGUCCGCAUCACGUCGUUUACCGUGCUGAGCGGCGCCGUGGAAACGGCCGUGGCGUCGGCGACGAGGGCGCUGGAUAAGCCCGACGUUCCGCUCGUCAUCAGCUCCGUCAAGUUCGCCGUCAACAUCAUACUCGAUCUGCUCAUCAUCUCCAACUUCCACGUCGGCUCCUUCACACCAACAGUCAACAUGCAGGGCAUCAUCCAGCUGGUCUGCAACUUAACCGCCGCACUCAUGGGAUUAGCCUACUUCCUCUACUCCGCAAGCUUCUCAACCUGGCGGAAGCAGCAUCAACACCUCCCUCUCGAUGGCCACAACACCACCACAACGAGCCACUCCCUCUCCCCAAGCGUCCGGGCACUCCGCGUCCUGCUCCCCCCAGGGCUCAUCUUCUUCGCCGAAUCAGCCAUCAGAAACGCCCUCUACCUCUGGCUCGUCACCACCGUCGUCGCCCUGGGCUCCGUCUACGCCACCGCCUGGGGCGUCUUCAACACCAUCCGCUGGGGCCUCGUCAUGGUCCCCGUCCAAGCCCUCGAAGCGACGUCCCUCCAGUUCAUCGGCCACAAAUGGGGCCAGUGGCGACAGCUCAUCGGCCCAAACAACCGCAGGCCAAAAGCAAGCUGGACGGAACUCUACAGUCUCGUCAGCCCCGCCAUACGAUCCCUCCUAAUCGCUCUUCUCGUCGAGGUUCCCAUCGCCAUCUUCCUCUCCGUCUUUGGCGCCCGGCCGUUUGCGCUGUACAUCAGCGGUUCGAGCGAGGUGGCUGAUGUCACGGCGCACAUGUGGCGGACCAUUGACUGGUGCUACAUCUUCUACGCAAUGUCGACGCAGCUUGCCACCAUAUUGCAGGCUACCAGGCCCAAGUGGUAUUUGUACCAGAGUCUGGCGAGCAACUUGCUGUAUGUUCUGCCGUGGGCGAUUGUGUGUCAGGUUGCCCACUUGGACCAAGAAAAUGCAUGGACGUAUCAUAGCUUCAUCUUUGGGGGCAGCCUGGUGUUUAGUUUUGUCGAUGUCCUGAUAGUCGUUGGCGUGUGGAUGUGGACGUUGCGGACAGGCAAAGCAAGGCUGGAGGUGAUUCAGAGUUCGUGA